AUGAAUCAGGAUUACAUUGGUUUAUUGCCAUGUGCUAUUGCUAGCCAUGAGCGUGGCUCUUCUGAAUGUCACUUGACAACCUACACUCCCAACAAAGGCUUGAAGUUUCUAAAACAGUAUAGUGCAGAAGAUCAAACACUGAUAGCAAGGCGAAGUGAACUGAACUUGGAUGGAGAAUCUCAAAAGACAUGCCAUAUAAAGCGAAAAAAUUUGCGACCAAUCACAAUAGCUACUGCAGAGAAAAUGUCAGAUAUGCUGAAAGUCAGUAUUAGGCCUGGCCAAAAGUUGUGCACAUCAUGCAGAAAGGAAUUCGACAGUGAGCAGGUAAGUGAGUCCAGCUCUGCUGACUCUGAUGGUCCUGCUGAUAAUAUGGAAAUCUGUGAAAGUGUAAACACAAGUUUAUCAGUAUUAGGCAUCUUACCUAUUAAAUAUCAACGAGUAAGGGAUAAGCAUGGUUAUGCAAAGCGUAAGAUUAGCCAAGCACAGGAAAUAAUUGCCAAACAGAUUGCUACAAUUGGAAAUAUUGAUAGCCAAAACCUGUUGGUACCAACCUCUAGCCAACAGUGCACAAAUUGCCAAGACUUCAAUAAACUCAUUGAAGAAAUGAAUCUGAAGUUCCAUGUAGCAAAGCGCCAAGAAAAUAUACAAACCCUAACCCUCGUGCCACAAAGCUGGCCUAUCAAAAAGACAAUGGAGCAAUUCAAAGUUUCAGAAUACAAGGGAAGCUAG
Molecule: messenger RNA, 729 nt
Organism: Procambarus clarkii (red swamp crayfish)
Lineage: Eukaryota; Metazoa; Arthropoda; Malacostraca; Decapoda; Cambaridae
Source: RefSeq, a predicted model, not a curated record